UACUCGUCACACCUUCCCUGCUUCCCCAUCUUCGUGAUGUUCACAGGUCUGAUUGAACACCUGGGCACCGUCUCGAGCAUCGAACACGAUGCUGGUGGCUGCACAUUGACGGUUGCCGACUCCGCUGCCGUCCUCGACGACUGCCACACCGGGGACUCGAUCGCCGUGAAUGGCGCGUGCUUAACCGCCACGGACUUUGACAAGGUGCAGCACGGGGGGUGGUUCAAGGUUUGGCUGGCGAACGAGACGCUGGAAAGAACGGAUCUUGGGGAACUGAAGGUUGGAGAUCAAGUCAAUCUUGAACGUGCGAUGGGCGCACAUGUUCGCUUUGGCGGACACUUUGUACAGGCACAUGUCGACACCACCGCUACUAUCGUAGAGAAGAAGCCAGACGGGGACUCUAUUCGCAUUCUCUUCCAACUUCCUGAGCCCACCCCCGCACGUCCUUCUCUUCUGCCCUAUCUCAUUCCCAAGGGCUACGUCGCGAUUGACGGAGCCUCGCUCACCCUUACUUCCGUAAACGAUGCUGACCGGACCUUUGGCGUCAUGCUCAUUAAGCAUACUCAGGAGAAGAUCACUGUUGGAAAGAAGCCUGUUGGCUCCAAGGUCAACAUCGAAGCCGACAUGGUAGGUAAAUUUGUGGAGAAGAGCGUUACCGCGGCCCUCAGUGGAGAUGGUGGACCCAUAAAAUCGCUAGUAGAGAAGGUCGUUGAAGAAGUACUCGCAAAGAAAGGCAUUCAGUAGUAACCAAACAACGGAAAGAUGUGUACAUGUGUAAAUAUUUUAUCCCGCCCUCUGAGUGGCGGGCGCGGCGGCCUACGCGCCGGCGCGUUGCCCGG
This is a messenger RNA of Phanerochaete carnosa HHB-10118-sp, 839 nucleotides long. RefSeq lists its product as uncharacterized. Gene Ontology annotation, molecular function: riboflavin synthase activity. Bases 37 to 744 code for a protein of 235 amino acids. Lineage: Eukaryota; Fungi; Basidiomycota; Agaricomycetes; Polyporales; Phanerochaetaceae. The record is from RefSeq and is a predicted model, not a curated record. Gene Ontology annotation, biological process: riboflavin biosynthetic process. The transcript is spliced from 4 exons.